Messenger RNA from Papilio xuthus (Asian swallowtail), 1723 nucleotides. RefSeq names its product protein interacting with PRKCA 1 (gene PICK1). Gene Ontology annotation, molecular function: protein kinase C binding; protein domain specific binding; phospholipid binding. Gene Ontology annotation, biological process: receptor clustering; regulation of Arp2/3 complex-mediated actin nucleation; positive regulation of receptor internalization. Gene Ontology annotation, cellular component: synaptic vesicle; postsynaptic early endosome; postsynaptic density. NCBI's taxonomy places the organism in Eukaryota, Metazoa, Arthropoda, Insecta, Lepidoptera, Papilionidae. The record is from RefSeq and is a predicted model, not a curated record. The transcript has 10 exons. Bases 119 to 1657 code for a protein of 512 amino acids.
AUACGACGAUGAUUAUUUUUUCGAAGAGGACAAAAUAAAUGUCUAUUGUUUGUGUAAUAUUCGAGGAAUGAUUUAGACGUAUUUAUUGUGUUUUAUUGUCGUUUUUGUUAGUGAAAGAAUGUGGCAAAAUAAUAAUAUUUAUCCGUUCGAACCGAAAAUAUAUCCUCAACUAUCAUCAUUACUACUUCAUACGAUGUACGAGGACAAAAUGGGCAUGACAGUCACGUCAGGCAGUGUAGUACUGAGUAAGGAUGAGAAGAAUCUAAUCGGAAUUAGUAUCGGCGGAGGGGCGCCACUGUGCCCUUGCUUGUAUAUCGUCCAGAUUUUCGAUAACACACCGGCUUCAAAGGACGGUACGCUCCAAAGUGGGGACGAAUUGGUCGGUGUCAACGGACAGAGUGUGAAGGGAAAGACUAAAGUUGAAGUCGCGAAAAUGAUACAGAAUGCUAAGGACGAAGUAACGAUUAAUUAUAAUAAACUUCACGCGGAUCCAAAACAGGGUAAAUCAUUGGAUAUUAUAAUGAAGAAAAUGAAACACAGACUAGUUGAGAACAUGUCUGCUGGCACAGCUGAUGCUUUAGGUUUCUCCAGAGCUAUCCUCUGCAAUGAUACUCUGGUCGCCAAGCUCAACGAAAUGAGAGACACUGAGAAUACAUAUAAGAGAUUAGUGGAGAACGCUAAGAGAAUGUUAAAAUCUUACUUUGAUUUACUACAAACAUACAAAGCAUUGGGCGAUGUGUUCGCCGCUAUCGGAGUGAGGGAGCCUCAAGCGAGGGCUUCUGAGGCCUUCACAAAGUUCGGCCAGUACCACAGGGCACUGGAGAGAGAUGGGAUUAAGAUGUUAAAAACAUUGAAACCUAUUCUAUCAGACAUGGGUACAUAUCUUAAUAAGGCUAUACCCGAUACAAAAUUAACUAUAAGAAAAUACGCGGACACGAAAUUUGAAUAUCUCUCCUAUUGUCUCAAAGUGAAGGAAAUGGAUGAUGAAGAAUAUGGAUACAAUGCGUUACAGGAACCAUUGUAUAGAGUUGAAACAGGCAAUUAUGAAUACAGAUUGAUUUUAAGAUGUCGACAAGAAGCUAGAACGAGAUUUGCUCGUCUCAGAUCAGAUGUUAUGGUGAAGUUGGAACUUCUAGACAAUAAGAAGACUCAAGAUGUUGCAUACCAACUCAAGAGGUUUAUACAAGGUCUGGCGGUUUACCAUAAUCAGACUGUGGAACAUCUGAAAGAGAACUCGACACUGUUUCCAGUGGAAGUGGACUUGUCACAAAAUGCCUUCCAGUACAAGUCGACAGCACAGAUGAUGCAGGACAAUCAAGAUGACGAAGAUUUGGAAUACGGUAAAGAAAUUCAGGAAUAUCAUGACGCGUCAGAUGAAGAAAAGGAGGGAAACGUCAACAACAGACGUCAGACCAAAGACAAUGACGCUGACUCCUCCGAGCAGCUGUUACCCGAUCUGACAGCUGGCACGUUUGACAGCGAUGUCAAACAGGAAACUGACAACCUGUCACUUUUGACAGAACUAGGCUUGGUUGAUACACAGUCGGUUGAAUUUGGUGAAUUUCAAAAUGGUUUGAGUGAUUUUAUGGUAAAAGAAAGCGAUAAUACUGAUGAUGUUUUCGACAAAUUAUUGAGUGAGUUAGAUAUUGGAAAAUAGUUAUUUAUGUGAAUAUACAGGGUGUCCCAAAAGGUUACGUGCAUAGGAAGGGGGAUGAUAGGGAUG